Molecule: messenger RNA, 857 nt
Organism: Contarinia nasturtii (swede midge)
Lineage: Eukaryota; Metazoa; Arthropoda; Insecta; Diptera; Cecidomyiidae
Exons: 3
Coding region: 136-738 (200 amino acids)
Source: RefSeq, a predicted model, not a curated record
UUUGCUUGUACAGUAAUUGUCAUUUCAACUGUGUCACACAUACGACAAUUCGUGCAAAGUUUUCGUUGGUGAAACGCUUCUAGUCACAAGAACAAUUCAAGUUUAACAAAACCAAAUCAAUUUUAUAAACAAAUUAUGGCUGAAAGUGUGGAAGAAAUUAGUAAACAUCAAAAACUCGAUAUAUCGGAGCAAGAGAAAAACAUGAUUGCAAGGUCUUUGGGCCAUGAAGUUAUUUCCGAUGAAGAUAAAUCACAUAUUUUGGAAGUCAUAAAUCGUAUCUUACGUGACCGAUGUAUCUACAUUUGGCCUGACGACAUGCACGGCAGUUGGCUUACGGUCAUUCGAUACGAACGAGUUCCAGCGUAUGAAAUACACUUUGAUGUCUUUUCUCCAUUUCCGGAAUUCUCAAUAAAUAAUGGAUUACACGAUAAUCAACGGAAACUAUUCGAUGAUCAUUUUGGUAAAGAAAUUGAGAAUCCACUCAGUCGUGCUCGAUUUCCACAAUUUAAAAGACCAAAAAAGCAUGAAGAUCAAUUCAUUUAUGCCAUUGCAAUUGCGUUUUGUCUUGCUAUGCAGCAAAUUGAAGCCAAUGGACCAAUGCGAAUAUUUCCAUUUACGAGCGGCAAUGGUCUUCAUAUUACCCACAUAAAAUAUGCAAUCGUUGACAUUGUGCGAAACGGUUUGGUAACAGAUGAUCCAAAAGGCGAAAUUUGGCAAAGAAUUCCAUAUCUUUUUUAAUCAUAGAAAAUAUUACAGAGAAAUCAUGAAAAACAAGAGAGAUUAUUCAUGGCACAAUUGCCACUUUUUAAUAAGAACACUUUUUUUUAAAUAAAGAUUUUCUAUUCGUUUUUACAUCA